UACAACAACUAAUUUGAGAGAGAAAGAGAAAAUCAGUGUGCCAGUAUUCCCACUGCCUUUUCUACAUUGGCCUACGAGCACAAUAUUAUAAUUUGAGGAGUAGUUUGUUUCUUAACUUUACUAUAGUAAAUCUCCAUGGAGAUUUAAAAUAUUACAAAAGCAUGCAUGGGGUGCUUUUAAUAGACAUUUUUUUAUGCUGGAUGAGGAAUUGAUUGGAGUCAAAUAUAGUGAAAUAUAAUCUGUCAGGGCCAUGCCAUUAGAUCUCUCAUCUGACUGUGAGUGUUCUAACUGUUUGGACGGUUCUCAGAAUGAGUCUGAUGAGAAUCCCUGUUCCAAUGAGAGUGAUAAUGACUCUUUAUAUUCAAGAUCAAGAUCAAGGAAGAAACCCAUGCAUUCUUCCAGCAAGCAAUAUCUUCCUUCUCAAUGUUUUCCUGUCUGGUCAGAACAAGAAAACAAAGAAUACCCAGAGUUUCCAACUUCAGAGGGGGAAAGAGAUGUGGGCUCCUCUCAAAACAACCAUUUUAGUCUGAGUCCUGAGGAGAUUGCUAAGAAAAUGAGACCAUUGAGAGAGCUGACUAUCCAAGAGUUGCUGAGUGAGUUUGGGGAUAGUGGGAAGUUCCAACCAAACUCCAUGUCUCUGGCCUACUUUAGAGAUCAGGUGGUUAGAAAGUUCAGAAGAGCUCUGUAUUAUUCUGGAAUUUGGGUGACAUAUGUUGAAGGAUACAAAACUAAAAAACAUUUUUCAGCUAAACAUUUCAAAAGAAAUCCUGGUUGCCUACACCGGCUGGUCCCUUGGCUGAAACGGGAACUAACAGCUGUUUAUGGAGAUUAUGGCUACACGGUAAAGAGUAUCCUAGCCACCAUCCUCCAUCACAUGACAGAAUAUGAUUUGGACAGUGAGUCCUUUGUUCAUCUCCUGGAACCUUAUCUCCUGCAACACACCCACCAUUUCCUGCAUGAGUUUAUCAGUUUUGUUCAUUCACCUUACAAUAUGGAGACCUAUGACCAGCGAGCCAUCUAUCAAUGUUCUGCUGCUUCACCACGAGUCAAACAGAAGUCCAUUGCAUCAGCUCCUGCUUUAUCUUUGCCUAAGGAUCAUGCUCUACUGAUAGCUCACCAUGGUGCAAAGCAGUCUAAAAAUACUCAGGGUCAAUGGAAUAGUGAGGAGAGGCUUCUGUCAGGCUUAAAACAGUUUCCAAAUGGUAAUUCUUCCUUGAAGAAAUCUGAAAUCCCACCAGUUCAUCUCAAAAAGGUAAGCAAAAGGCACAUUGGGAUCAAAGACAAGGCAGAAUUGUGUAGUCACAGAGGCAUAAUUUCUACUGAUAAUAUGCUCCUGAAUUGGGCUACCCUGCAGGAAAGGGACCCACGCUUACUGAAUCAUGAAAAAAAUACUCAAGAGAAAAAGACAAAAGGGAUAAAGUUGCUUCCUGGUCAUGUCCAGGAUCUGCCAAAAAGUGAAACAACGGCACGUACCUUCAGUACCCCAGACAUUUCAAAUCAGGCACAACCAUGUAAGUACAAUCUAAGAGAAAGGGCCGCUUUGAGCCCUGACCAGAAGAAAAAUUUUGAGGAAAAGGAAGUAGAAAAAAGCAAACACUCAGAUUCUUCACAAAAGAUCUUCCAAAGCUUGCCCAGAGAAAGAUCCUUGAUUAACUGCAAAUCCAUAAAGAGGAAUUCCUCUUGGAGUUGCAUGUCAGAAAAUACCCUUUCUCCUAAGAGAAAUGGCAGGAAGCCAAGUUCUUUUAGAAAGAAUAGACUGGAGUGCUGGCAGUCCUCCCAAUUUGAGGAAGUUGGUUCACAUACCAGUAGAAGACUCCGAAGACAAUCUAGGUCCACUCCUCACAGAUCCAAAUCCUGCUGUUUUGAACUUAGAUCUGUAAGCAGAGAAUCAAGCAUUUUGUCUCUGAGAGGAAGUCACAGAAGUGAAGAACUUACCCAGAAGGUAUUCUGUGAGCCCUCUAAAGAAAAACACAUGCAUAGCAAUGAGUCAAAUUAUAGGAGGACAUCUUCAAACACAGCGCAAUACACAAAUCUUUCUUCAACUACUGGGAAAAGGCCCAAGUAUCUUUCUAGGGAAGAAAGUGUGUCCCAAGCCAGAUGUCACUGGAACAGUCCCGCAUGUCGACAGGUUGAGGAACAAGGACCCUCAAGUAAACAAGCGAUGAAACAAAAAAUCCUAUUUCCUAGAGCUAGAAGAAUCAGAGCAGUUAAGAAAAAAAAAUGCCAGUGUCCAGAUACACAAACCACCGAGGAAGACAGUGAUGAAUUGGGAGAUCCUGAUGAUACAGAGCAAAUGAAUAGUCUUUCUGAAAGUGCACCCUCCUGCAAGAAGCAAAACCCAAAAAACCCUCAGAAUUCAAAUCUUCAGAAACAUCACUGGGCCAAGAAUGAACACAAGGAAACAUAAUACCAGAAACACAGAGGUGCAAAUCGUUUUGAAAGGCAAAUCAGCCCACUUACCUAGCCACCAAGGAACUUUGAAAAUAUAAUCUAAAAACAUUAUUGAAAAGAUUUAUCAUAUCACUUUGUAACUGGAACUUAAAGCCUAAUGGUUAAAGCUCCUU
This is a messenger RNA of Tupaia belangeri chinensis (Chinese tree shrew), 2564 nucleotides long. RefSeq names its product E3 ubiquitin-protein ligase Topors. NCBI's taxonomy places the organism in Eukaryota, Metazoa, Chordata, Mammalia, Scandentia, Tupaiidae. Gene Ontology annotation, biological process: protein monoubiquitination; protein polyubiquitination. The record is from RefSeq and is a predicted model, not a curated record. The coding region runs from base 251 to 2407 and encodes 718 amino acids. The transcript has a single exon. Gene Ontology annotation, molecular function: ubiquitin protein ligase activity.